This is a messenger RNA of Planococcus citri (citrus mealybug), 1942 nucleotides long. Its product is annotated as facilitated trehalose transporter Tret1-like. The record is from RefSeq and is a predicted model, not a curated record. Gene Ontology annotation, cellular component: membrane. Gene Ontology annotation, molecular function: transmembrane transporter activity. Lineage: Eukaryota; Metazoa; Arthropoda; Insecta; Hemiptera; Pseudococcidae. Bases 347 to 1750 code for a protein of 467 amino acids. Gene Ontology annotation, biological process: transmembrane transport. The transcript is spliced from 4 exons.
ACGAAGUAUUUUUCUAUUUACAAACACAGGUGUGAAUAUUUUGUACACGUUGAAAGCCUUAAUUUAAAUCAACACAGAAUUUCAUUUUUGAGUCGCUUUAUCAAGUAUGAUUUUUUUGGGAGGGAAAAGGGGAAAGACGGCUAAAUUUUUCAUAAUUUGACUCGUGUUCAUACUGGUAUUAUGAAAUAGAGGUAAGUAGGAUACUUCAAAAUGAUAAGAUAUAUCAACACAUAUAAAUAGUAAACAGAUUACCUGGUGAGCUCACACCUUUUAUAAACUAUACAGUGCUUAGUGGCAUAAAAAUUAUCACACGCAAUGCUUUUUGUGGGAAUUAAAAUUUUAAAAAAUGAAAUUUAAAUUUCAAGUUUCUAGUGUGGUGAAAGAAGUGAGUUAUUCAAUCAUCGUGUACCAACUUUUGCUAUCUAUUGGAUAUGGAAGAGGAUACAUCGUGUUUUUAUUUCGUCAGUUGGCUCUUCCUGGUUCUCAGAUCAUUCUCAAUGAUGAACAGAAAUCUCGAAUUGCUGGCUCAAUAGGAAUCCUAUCUCCAUUAGGAUGCAUUCUAUCUGGAACCCUGAUGGAUAUGUUUGGCAGAAAAUUAUACUUUUUUGUUACAUUCAUACCUCAAAUUAUUUCAUGGGUCAUAAUCGCAUUAGCGGACAGCUACGAAAUGCUUUUAUAUGGAAUGAUCAUUCAAGGAAUAAAUUUAGGAAUGGCCUUUACUACGAGCACUUACAUAUCAGAAAUUGCAUCAUCAACCCGCAGAGGUGCCCUUUUGGGAGGUCUGACGGUAUCUUACAGUUCAGGAGCAAUGUUAUGUAACGUACUGAUGUACUGUAUUCCAUGGAACGUCGUUGCUUGGAUUUACGCCGGAUUAUCUGUGUUUGGUAUGCUUUCCAUGUUGCUAUUAGUCGAAUCUCCUGUUUGGCUUUACAAUAAAGGACGAAGAGAGAUCGCUAUUCGAGCACUGUGUUCACUUCGAGCCACAAAUAUCGACGGAGUCAAAAAUGAAAUAGGAGAUAUGGAAAAGAACAACGCUGGAAAACCUAAAGCAUCGAUUGUGGGCACCAUGAAAAAUCUUUUGAAUGCUUGGAAACCAUUUUCGAUAGCUGUAAGUUUACAACUGUUGUUUCAACUGACAGGUUACACUGCUCUGUUUGGUUACACAAUCGAUAUUUUUGAUCGCUUAAAAUUACCUUUGGACAGCUCAAGAUUUACUAUUGUAUAUGCAAUCGCAGGUGUUAUAGGUGCCGCGUGUGCACCUAUUUUUAUGUUUAAAAUGAAUCGUAGGACUCACCUCAGGUCUACUGCAGCCAUUAUGGCAAUAUGUACCAUUUCGGUAGGCGUUUAUGAAGAAAUUUUUUAUCAUAGUGACGAUAAACCGUUUUCUUUCAUUGUACCUGUAGCAUUUUACAUAUUCUCUUUAGCCUGUAAUGCAGGAGUACUUCCUAUAUCGUACACAGUGGGUACUGAAUUGUAUCCCAGUGAAGUUAAAGGUAUGGUGAAUGGAAUUUUUGGUGCGUUGUAUUACAUCACAUGGUCCGUUAUUCUGAAGGUAUAUCCUGCAUUCCUGAACACUGUGCAUAUAAAAAUUAUAAUAUGGUGUUAUACGAGUUUCUGUCUGCUGAUUAUAUUAUUCGGUACUUUCAUAUUACCCGAAACCAAAGGUAAAACUCUGAACGAAGUGCAAGAACAGUAUUUUCAAAAAAAGAAGAAAAAAUCUAAAAACGAAAUGCACACAGUGAUAGAGUAGAAUAGGUAAGCUAGAAAUAUAUGUGUAAGUUAGGUAGGUGAUCUUUCAAGUUCCUUUGAUGACAUUCGUAAUUUAAAUCUUUUGUCUUUUUUUUUGAUAAUUGUUUUAAUGUUACCUAUAAUUUCAUGUUGCCUAUUAUUUUAAAUAAGUACGUAUUGUUACCUUUUUUUUCUAUUACACGUUUGUUUUCUC